GUUCAAAGCCAAUGUUUAGCUAUUUUACUUAACGCUGUCAGACACCUCGGUCAAAGUUGAAGUGCAGCCAGCAUUCGGUCGCACACCUUUUAUACAGAAUCGUGCCAGGCGAUUUAACCCAAAUUUCUUAUAAAUACAACAUUUGCUAUUAUACUACUAUAUUAAGGCGCAUUAAGAAGGCAUUAAGGAAGGGCGGAACGCGGAAGGCAAAUGGGCUGCCUUAACUCGAAGGAGAGCCGCGCAAGCAAAUACGCUGUCUCCGGUGGCAAUGAUGAUGAUGCCAACAUUGCAGAAGCUUUGCCUGGGAGCUCACCAGCUAAGGCGCCGUCAAGUGAGGUAACUCCAGCUGCCAAGGAGACGGCUACGGGCAAGAUUAAGAACCUGCCUCGGCCAAGGUUGGACCCUAAGGACUUCCAGCUCGUGGGCUGUAAGGGCGAAGUAAAAGUAAAGCUGCCUGGAAGCAUCAAUGGCCAGGCAUACGUUAUCGAUAAAUGCGAGGACUGUGACAUCUACGUGCUGGACUACUGCGCCCAAGUCACGAUAGACGAGUGCAAGGGGUGUCGCAUCUACAUAGGCCCCACGGAUGGCGCGGUCUUCGUGCGGGACUGCUCGGGCUGCAGCCUGGCGGUGGUCAGCAGGCAGCUCAGGACCCGGGAUUGCCACGACUGUCGCAUCUCGCUGCACUGCCGCACCAAACCCGUCGUCGAGUCGUCUACCAACGUCGGCUUUGCUUGCUUCGACCUGCCGUAUCCCGAGCUAGCAGACCACAUGCGGCAGGCCAAGCUAGGCCUCUUCCACAAUUUCUGGUGGCAUGUUUACGAUUUCACACCCAAGCCGGGCAACUGGCAGCUGCUGCCGCCAGACGUAACGGCCGCCAGCCUGCUGCAGCCGCUGCCCCAGGAGGUGGCAGAGCGCUUUGUGAUGACGCCUGGGAAGGAGGGGCAGCAAGAGGAGUCUAGCGGCAGCAAACAGGAGUCGCCCGUCCUCAUGACGUUUGGCAACCGGCAGCCGCGACCCGACGGCCGCUCCUACUUGUUCGUUGCUUUCGAGGGCGGCAAGAGCGAAAAGGCCUUGCAGUUGGCCCGCUCAGCCUCCGAAAAGGGCUGGCUGUUGCACACGAACGAGGUGCGGCUGGGUCCGGAGGCGGCUGCUGCGCUUGCGGCGGAGGCGGGCUGGAGCAAGGCGGCGGGCAAGGCGCUGAGCGGCGGCGGGAAGGCAGCCUGCGUGGGUCUGGAGUUGGCGGUGCCGGAGGGCGAGGAGGUGGCGGCGCUGCGGGCGCGUGUGAAGGCGCUGGGCGGGCAGUGCAGCGACAGCGAGGCGGCGGGGAAGAGCUUCCGGACGCAGGGGGUGGACGGCUGAUGAGGGGCAGCAGGAGGAGGAGCAGGAGGCGGAGCAGGUGGAGGAGCUAAGAUGGUGGUGGGCGGAGGUUGGUUAUCUCACCGCCCCACCUGGGUGCUGGUGGGGGGGACAGCAGUGACACGAGGGGCUAUGUGUGACUUAUGCCGCAGGCGUCCGCAAGGCGUCGUUGUUUGACUGACACCAGUGUACGUGACAGCAGCAUGCGGUAGUGAACUGGAAGUGGGCGCGGCCUUACGGUUAAGUAAGAUGCAAUGAGGCCUGUGAAGGCUGGGGGUCCCAGGACGGCGGUGGCGGCCGCGCCGUACGCACCGUGGUAGGGCACAGACUAGCUACACACACCCGCGCCGUCAUACAUGCAUGAGGGUUAUUAACAAGGGUGUCGUCCGGGCACCCCGUAAAGGUUGAGCGGGGUGGUGGUGACGUUUCUUACUUUGUAUCCAUGGUUGGCCUCUGAAUCAAGGCUCUUUUGCGUGCGUGUGUGUAUAUAUUGUGGUGUGUUGACCCAAGUCAGCUGUGAACGGACAAGAGGGCAUGUGACACCGUUGGACGUCUGUGAUUGGUGGUGACGUACUUGUUGGUGCCCGCGGGGUGUCAAUUGAUUGGAGGAGGAAGGGGUGUUGUCGGCAUAGGAUUGGCGUCACGGUUGUGAGGUAGGGCUCCAUCCUCCGUAGGCCUAAGUGGAGUACGGGCCACUCCGAAUGAAUAUUAGCGGAUAAUGUUUUCGCUAAUUCACGCAGAUGUUCAUCUACACAGUGACACAUUGAAAAGGUAUAUUUACGGGUUCAUCACCCCGACUCCAAAACUAUAUCAUGCAUUUCAUCUGGUAGCGUCUGUUUAGGACAUCCUGAGAUCAGCGGUGGAAAGUAAAGUCGGCGACCCAUGGGUCGGGCUGCAUGCAUCCUGCCGUAACUAGUUCUUCCCUAGCCCAGGGAUACUUUUCACAGUUUCUAAUCUUCCUAUUAUGUACACUGAAAGGGACGCAUGUUCACACGCUUUCGCCGUUGUUAUGCCGUACACCCAUACAACUUUUGCUAAUAUUCACACCUCUAAGCGCAUUGACAAGGCAUUAAGGAGGGGAGGAACGCGGAAGGCAAAUGGGCUGCCUUAACUCGAAGGAGAGCCGCGCAAGCAAAUACGCUGUCUCUGGUGGCAAUGACGAUGAUGCCAACAUUGCGGAAGCUUUGGUAAGGUCACGCCGCACGCUGAUUGAUUGGCAGUAGCAUACUUUGCAGGGCGGGAUGCAUGCAUUCCGGCAUGGGUGCCAACACAUCUCCGGCAGGGUGGGGACGCUGGGCGCAAGCGUGCCUAUGCUUGAUUGUCUGCGUGCAUGGGUGCUGGUGCUUGGAUGGGUGCGGUGCCUCCACAAAAUGCUGGCCGUUUGGCAACUCGAGCACGCACGGAGAUGCACAUACAGGUGCUACUACUUGGACAGGGUGUGGAUGCACGCCCGCAUGGACGUCAGUGCUUGGCAGGGCAGGGAAGCAGAAUUGUUUUCCGCAUGGAUGGGGACACUGGGCGCAAUUG
This is a messenger RNA of Astrephomene gubernaculifera, 2883 nucleotides long. Lineage: Eukaryota; Viridiplantae; Chlorophyta; Chlorophyceae; Chlamydomonadales; Astrephomenaceae. The record is from the annotation of a GenBank genome assembly.